Molecule: messenger RNA, 1126 nt
Organism: Microdochium trichocladiopsis
Lineage: Eukaryota; Fungi; Ascomycota; Sordariomycetes; Xylariales; Microdochiaceae
Exons: 1
Coding region: 501-992 (163 amino acids)
Source: RefSeq, a predicted model, not a curated record
ACACGUGUACAGUAUGCUGCCUCGUCUCGUGCGAUAGCCUCUGCCCAGGACGCUGGUCGAACGGCAGGCAGAAGCGACCGCCCCGACAAACACAGUCCAUGGUCAGUGCGAACCUCGGUGUUCCAAAUGGGCAGCCUCUUCGAAGUUGGCAAACUGACAAUUAUUCAACAGCAGACGACGCCACCACGCCUUGAGCCACAUCAGCCCUCUCUUCAUCGGUCGACCCACGCCUCAAAGACCCCCUUCAUUUAUUCACGCCUCAGAAACCGCCGACAAGACCACGUCCGAUCACUUGGCCACAAUACAAGCCACUCCCCUGGCGAACGCCGCGGCCGGCGCGUCAUCGCGGCGACAGCUGUGCACUCCAUCGUCGAUGAUCGCUGCUGCAGAAUGACCGAGGCAAGGGCCAGAUCGCAGCUGGCCGGGAGCCCUACAUCCUGGUGUCCACGUUGUUUCCAAAAGACCAGCCCUGCGCCAAACAGCUGUCUCGUCCUGCCGAGAUGUCCGACACGAUGCCAGAGGAGACAAGCAACGGGCGUUACGACACCAUAGCAAGCCGGAAGUUGUGGGAUGACAUCGGAGCGCCUACAGGAGCGGAUCGGAUACUCUCCAUCGACUUUAUCGGCUUAACCGUGCCAAUCAGGCUCUCGCUACGACUAAGCCAGCUGCCCACAACCAUGUACAUGCGGAAAGGGCGGACGCGAGCGUUCUGCUCUCGUGCCCGGCGACCCAACUCCUGGGCCAUGAACGCCAGGUCUGCCGCACAACGGGGUGAUAGCUCGCUGGGCUUGGACGAAUUCCGGAUGAGAACGAAGGCGGCAUUACCAAGAACGCAUCACGACAAGACAUGCACGACUAUACCGACGGCAGCGAUUAUCUGGAGCCACGGGCACAGCUACUGGCAUCCCGAGACGACCCCCGGGCUCAGCCAGUGCCUGCACAGCCAAUCGGGUCAUCAUUGGCGACCUGACAGGCCGCCGGAGAUAGGCUAAUCGGCCAGUAUGCAGGCGGCUCAGAACCAACCCCAGCGAGCCGCUCGGAGGAGCUUGCCCGAAUCGGGCAGGGUUUCCACCCUCGUCGGAUAUAGUGGAACGGCGCAACAUUGGGCCGCCGGUCUGGCCACGAG